AUGUCCUUUUGGCAACAAUCAUUAGGAUUGCAAGACGAGAACGAGAACGAGAACAAGAACAAGAACACUGAUGUGCAAUCAAUAGAGGAGGAUAAUAAUAAGGAUUUCAGCGAGGAUGUGAUUGCCAAUGAUGACAGCUUUGACGAUGACCCGUUUUGGGCGGACGAUGAUGACUAUUAUGAAGAAGAAGAAGAUGAUGAUGAAAACGAUGAUGAUAACGAUGAUGAUAACAAUGACGAUAACAAUGACGAUGACGAAGGUGAUAACGACGAUGGACUAGAAAUAGAAUCACCAAUUCCUUACAACAAUGAUAUGUCUCCUAUUGACGAUCACCAUGACGAUGAUGAUUCAGACCAAGUUUUGGAAUAUUUGGACCAAGACCAUCUACAAGCUCCUCUUCCUAAUAUUUCUUCGCCGCCCAAGAUUGUUAUAGACGAAAGUAUUGAUGUCCUCUCAUUGCCAUCUCCACAAGAAGACAAGAUGGCUCUUGUUCCGGUGGAUUACUCCUUGGCUCCACCAAGACGACCACCACCUCCACCACCACCCCCAAGGAGACCCACAACCACCACAACAACAACAACAACAACAACAACAACAAUGAUUACCCCCAUGACUACCCCCAUGACACCACCGCCCACCACCACACGACAAGAAAAGCACAUGCAAUUUGUCUUUCUCAGUGAUCAAAAGGCAGUUCCUUCGGAACUCAAACGACUCCAAGAAACCACGAGACGACGACGA
Molecule: messenger RNA, 741 nt
Organism: Cylindrotheca closterium
Lineage: Eukaryota; Bacillariophyta; Bacillariophyceae; Bacillariales; Bacillariaceae
Source: the annotation of a GenBank genome assembly